Messenger RNA from Lichtheimia ornata, 465 nucleotides. RefSeq lists its product as uncharacterized. NCBI's taxonomy places the organism in Eukaryota, Fungi, Mucoromycota, Mucoromycetes, Mucorales, Lichtheimiaceae. The record is from RefSeq and is a predicted model, not a curated record. The transcript has 4 exons. Bases 1 to 465 code for a protein of 154 amino acids.
AUGCCAAGACAAGUCACCAUUGCCAUUAACCCCACCUGGGAUGGAACAGCCAAAAUCAUAGCUUGGUCCGCCAGCAAUUUCCUUCGACCCACUGAUCACAUUCGUCUUGUCACCAUUCUGGUACUCGAUCCUGAGUUGGCUGAUCACGAUUGGUAUGUCGACUCUGCGGUGGAUGAAGGAAGCAUGAAUGAUAUGGAAUCACAGCUUAAAGCCAAGUUUACCGAUGGAUUGGAGCAAAUCAAAAAGGUCCUCAAUGAUGCCGGAUUUGAUGAUGUGGAGGAUUUAGUGCUCGUAUCAGGACCAUCAAGCCCUUGUCAAAUGCUCAUUCAAGAUAUCGAAAACAAUCCACCCGCUUGUCUCAUUAUGGGUAGCCGUGAUCUUUCUCGAUGGAAACGAUUUAUCAUGGGAAGCUUUGUUGAUCAAGUACAAAGUAAAAUCCAUUGCCCAAUCCUCAUUGUCAAGUAG